This is a messenger RNA of Symbiodinium natans, 1944 nucleotides long. NCBI's taxonomy places the organism in Eukaryota, Dinophyceae, Suessiales, Symbiodiniaceae. The record is from the annotation of a GenBank genome assembly.
AUGAAUCCACAGCAGAUCGCUGCACAACAGAUCGCUGCGCAGCAGAUUGCUGCGCAGCUGAGCUCUGCGCAGUCUGCCGUCGCGCAAGCGGCCGCGAGCGUCGGUGCGUGGGCCAGCAUGACCCCGACAAGCACGUGGGCGCCCAACGUUCCGAACCAGAUUCAGCAGAACUCGCUCCCUCCGUGGGCCAGCACUGCGGCGACUGCGCCGCAAGCGGCGGCAGCUCCUGAGCAGCCGCAGCCGGUCACCAGGGUCAGCCGAUGGGGUCAGAGGCCUGAGAAGACAGAUAGCUGGUCUGACGGGGAGCAGAAGUGGAAGGACAGGGAGCAGAAGUCCAACUGGUGGUCUGAAAAGUCGCAGCCCUAUCGAAACCCCCAAGACGGGGCCAAGACAGAGUGGCAGGAUCGAGCCCAGGCCAGCCCGCCGGAGCCUUUGAUCGCCCCUGACUGGUCGAAGGUUCCACGUCAACCGUUCCAACGCAAGUUCCUUUGCACCCUGCAGCAGGAGGAAGAAGGUGCCGAGAAGAUGCGGCAGCAGCUGGGGAUCUGCAUUGAGGAUCGAGGCUCUCUCCUGGCGGCGCCUAAGCCCAUCUCUUCCUUCGAGGAGCUUCAGGUCCUGCCGCAGUACGUGAUUGAGGGCCUUUCGCAAUGGAACAUCAACGCCCCCAUGCCCGUGCAGUCUCAGGCUCUUCCGCUGGCCAUGUCCGGCUGCAACCUUGUCGGCAUCGCGCAGACAGGUAGCGGCAAGACCCUGGCAUACCUGCUGCCUGCCAUUGUCCAAAUAGAGGCACAGGAGCCUGUGCCCAAAGGCUCCGUGCUGCCGAUCGCGUUGAUCUUGGCGCCGACGCGGGAGCUGGCAGUGCAAAUCACGGAGGAGGCCACGAAGGUCUUGCGUGGAUCCAGAAGUGGUUCACACAAGAAUGGCAUUUGGGCAUCCUCGGUCUAUGGUGGUGGCAAGAAAUACGAACAGAUCAAGAACUUGCAGUGGGGCUGCGAGGUCGUAGCUGCCACCCCGGGUCGCCUCAUUGACUUUCUCACGUCCAAGGUCAUGAGCCUCGAGCGCGUGACGCUUCUCGUCUUAGAUGAGGCCGAUCGCAUGCUCGUGGAGGGCUUCGCUGAAGAAGUCAACAUCAUUUCGGCGCAGAUCCGGCCAGAGCGGCAAGUGCUGUUCUUCUCGGCGACCUGGGCCGCAGAGGUGCAAGCGCUUGCUGCCGGCCUCUGCCACAGCUCCCAGCCGGUGCGGCUGUCUGUCGACCAGGAGCAUGGAAGCUGCAUGAAGGCCGCGCGAAAGGCACGGCAAGGAAUUGUCCAGGAGGUGGUCGUUGUCGAUUUCCCGGACGACUACGAGAAGCAGGUGGCCGAGAAGAGAAGGCGUCUGGACGAUCAUCUCCACGAGGUCCUUUGGUCCUCAGCGGACAACAAAGUCUUAGUCUUCGUGUCUCAAAAGACGUAUGCAGACGAGCUGGCAACGAAGCUGUGGGACGCGGGCUUCCAAGCCGCAGCCAUGCAUGGUGGAAAGUCCCAGGAGGCCCGCCUCGCCACCCUAGACCGCUUCCGCAAGGGCGAGCUGAGGCUGCUUGUGGCCACUGACGUCAUAGGGCGGGGCAUCGACAUCCCAUCCGUGUCCCAUGUCGUGGUGUUUGACAUGGGUGGUGUCGAGGACUACAUCCAUCGCAUCGGCCGCACUGCCCGCGGCAAAGACGGCACCGGCCACGCGCUCGUCUUCUUCGAGUAUUGGCACAAGGAUCCCGGCAUCGCCGCCGAGUUGGCGGAAGCCUUGGCCAGUUCGGGUCAGCCGGUUCCACCGGAGCUCUUAAAGAUCGUCCAAGAGGUGGCAGCCGGACAGAGGCAAGUGUGGAAGGGAAACAACUCGAAGUGGUCCGGAAAGCGAUGGGCCAGCAAUGAGUGGUCCAGAAGCGAAUAUUCUAAGCAUUGUGCAGACUAG